AGAAACGAUCAGUCUAAGCGCCCGGGCGCUCCUAUGGUGGCCCCCCAAACUCGACGGGCCCAGGACAAAAGCUGGCAUUGCAUGAGGCCUUCCCGCAGUCCUUUCAACCACGACACCCUGGAGCCUUCAGAUAGCCUAAUGAGCCGGGCCCCCUCCGCUCUGGCCAGAUAAAGUCCUCUCUGCGGAGAGAGAGGGGAGGCGGGGCCAGGACUGGCUGAACCAGAUUUCCCAGGAGCCUCAGCCGUUCCUCUCUCUCUCGGAUAGCUGGCAGGAGUUCACCGAGGGAAACUCGCUCGUAAAGGCUGCCUGCUUCGCUCCUCUGGAACGCGCUGUGGAAGUCUCAGGAUUGGGGAGGUCAAGCUGAGGAGGUCCCCUGAGCCCCCCCCCCCCGUCUGAAAAAGCUCGUCCUGAUCUGCCAAAAUGUACCGAGGCUGGAAACUGGGCUUCCACAUCCACUGCCUAAGCUUGGCCGGAAACUAACACCUGUUGUUUUUUUGGGCUCCGAAUGAAACAAGACACAAGGAUAUAUUGGAGUGCAGCGGUGUCCAUUUCAAACGUGGCUGAAGGAAGAAAGAGAGCCAGUCACCUUUCCUGCUGAGACUACGGGUCCCCGUCCCUUUAGCUGCCCGAGACCAUGAAAGACCGACUGGAGGAGCUGAGGCAGAGAGCGAAGGCGGCCAGCGAGGAACCGGACAGCGGCCCUUUAAGUACGGAAGGGGAUGGAGAGGAGGACGACGCCCUCGCGUUCCCGCAGGCCGUGGUCUUCGAGGAGGAGCCGGUCCUGGACAACUUCCUGUCGGAGGUGCAGCGCAUCCGCGAGGCCAUCGAGGAGCUGGAAAACGAGGUGCGGGCGUUCAGCCAGCAGCAGAAGAGCCUGGUGGCCACCAUGCGGCGCUUCAGCGUCAUGAAGAAGGACAGCAGCAUCACGCGCGACAUCAAGCUGCGGGCCGAGAGCAUCCACAAGCGGCUGGAGGCGCUCUCCAAGCAGGUGAAGAGCGCCGAGGCCGGGGGCGGCCCGGCGGCGGCCGCCGUCCGCAUCCAGCGUGCCCAGCACACCGCCCUCUUCCGCCACUUCCAGCAGGUCAUGCGCCAGUACAACGACACCCUGGUCAGCAAGCAGGACAAGUGCAAGCAGUUCAUCAUCCGCCAGCUGGAGGUGUCCGGCCGCGAGGUGUCCGAGGAGGAGGUGGACGAGAUGAUGGCGCAGGGCCAGUGGGAGGUCUUCAACGAGAACGUGCUGCACGAGGCCAAGAUCACGCGCGCCCAGCUGUCCGAGAUCGAGCAGCGGCACAAGGAGCUCCUCAGCCUGGAGAGCAACAUGAAGGACCUGCGGGACCUGUUCCUGGAAAUCCAAAUGAUGGUCGAGGAGCAGGGGAAGCACAUCGAGAACAUCCAGGCCAACGUGGAAAAGACGCAGGACUACGUGACGGUCACCUGCGAGAAGUUCAAAAUGGCCGCCAGAUACAAGCGGAAGAACCCCAUCAGGAGACUGUGCUGCUGUUGCUGUCCUUGGAAAAAAAAGAUGUGGCCAUGAAAAGAAAAAAAAAUAAUGAUCUUUUUCUGGCACAGUGAGCUGUGUAAGGCUUGGCGCAGAGCUGACACAGCGGUCAGGCAACAGAAUGAGAGACACUGAGAGGGCUCUUCUCCCACCACAUACUGCAGGGGCCUGGACAUCAGUCUGGCACAGAUAAGAGACAAGGGCACGGCAAGCCCCGAUAGAGUAGCGCAGCUGAGGGUUAGCGUGCUGACUGAGCCAUGCUGAAGGAGAGCGCUAGCUUCAUAACGUUAGCACGCUGACCAUCUCACGGUUGCACGUUAACUUCCUCACAUUAUAACGAUAAUUGCAGUGAGCUGUGUACUGUUUAGAAUACCAAUACAUUUUAUUUAAAUAGCACUUACCCAAAAAAAAAGCUACAAAGUGCUUCACAGCAAAAAAAAACUAUCAAAACAAAUCUUCUUUCUUUAAUUUUUUUUAUUUUUUAAAAGUACUUUCACACCCUUCAAAUUCUGUAUUUAUUUAUUUAUCAUAAAGUAAAUGUUUUUAAAUUGGAAAGAAUUGAGAAAAACUUCUACUGCAAACUGCCUGAAAAUGACAGUCGAUAUUAGGCUUAUUUGUGCAGGAAAAUAAGUGCAUGCUUAAAAAGAUGUAAACUGUAUAGUGUGGUAAACUCUAACAUUUUUACAUAAAUGCUAUUAAUAUAUUUUUAACUUUCCUGAGUUCAAUAUCUUUCUGUCUCAGAACGAAGAGAAAAUGCUCUAAAGAGUAGUACCAUAUGAAGCCUUUCAGUAUCAAAAUACAGAACAUGUUACUGAGCAAGAUGAGGAAUUAAUUUGCCUUCAGCGUUGUGUGCAAGUGAUCCUAAAGCCAUAAAUUUCAACAAAUUAUUUUAAGAAAACAACUUCUGUAACAAAAUAAUGAGCCAUCCCUUACAGUGCUUACAUAAAUUGCAGUGGAACAACAAAAUAUCUAUUCAGGUGCCCUACUUGCAAUGUAACUACUACAGCUGAAGCAUAUUAAAUAUAGAGGCAUACCGAUUUAA
Anguilla rostrata (American eel) is the source of this 2540-nucleotide messenger RNA. It is a transcript of the gene stx19, whose product is annotated as syntaxin 19. The transcript is spliced from 2 exons. Gene Ontology annotation, biological process: synaptic vesicle fusion to presynaptic active zone membrane; intracellular protein transport; exocytosis. The coding region runs from base 635 to 1534 and encodes 299 amino acids. Gene Ontology annotation, molecular function: SNARE binding; SNAP receptor activity. The record is from RefSeq and is a predicted model, not a curated record. NCBI's taxonomy places the organism in Eukaryota, Metazoa, Chordata, Actinopteri, Anguilliformes, Anguillidae. Gene Ontology annotation, cellular component: presynaptic active zone membrane; plasma membrane; endomembrane system.